GGCGCGAGCGCCGAGAUGGCGGCGCGGCGGCUGGGCGGCAGCUCGUGGCAGCAGAUGAGGUUGCUGAGCGGGCGGUGGUGCCUGCGGGCAGGCAGCGCCGGGAAGCGGGAGCAGAACCGGUACUCUUCUAGUACUACAGCUUUAGAGAAGACGGUGGAAAACUCAGAAGUUACUCGAGAAGAAAUUGUUAUUCCACGAAGGAAGACCUGGGAUAAGCUAGCGGUUCUUCAAGCAUUGGCUUCUACUGUGAACAGGGAUCCUACUGCUGCUCAUUAUAUGUUCCAGGAUGAUCCUUUCCUUAUUCCCAGAAAUACAGCCAAUUCUCGUCUAUUUUCAUUAUCAAAGGAAUCUGGGAGAAGAGCUGCCAAAUACAUUAUAAAGGAGUUUCCUCAGUAUUUUGACAAGACUGCUGCAGAGCCUAACAUACCAUGUUUGAUGCCUGAGAAUCUUACGCCUCAAAUUGAAGGAGUGAGUGAGGAAGCUCUGAAAGAGCGCAUCCACCUCAGAAGAGUGAAAGCUUCUGUGGACCUCUUCGAUCAGCUCCUACAAGCAGGUAGCCCUGUAUCUUUGGAGACCACAAACAGCCUUCUAGAUUUGUUAUGCUUCUGUGGAGAUGGAGAAUGUGCUCAGGAAGAACAGCAAGAACAAAAAGGAGAUUUGGAAGAACCAGAGGAGAAUACUUCAGAGCAGAGAAGUCCCAGGAGGCAGUUCCAAAAAUCUUUGAAUUCAUCUGGCUUUAGAUGGAGGGAGAACAACAAUGCUGAAAGGAUAUUUAAGAUAAUGCCAGAAAAGAAUGCACACUCCUACUGCACAAUGAUCCGUGGGAUGGUGAAGCAUGGGGCUCCUGCGAAAGCAUAUGACAUGUACACAGACUUGCUGAAUGACAGGCAUAAGGCUGAUGUGCAUACUUUCAAUGCACUGAUUAGGGCAGUCCCAUAUCUGAAGGAGAAGUUCGCAGAAAGAUGGGAAUUAGUCAAGGACUUCCUGAAUCACAUGGUUCAACAGGAAGUGCAACCAAAUGUACUAACUUUUAAUGCUGUACUGAAGACUCUGAGAAGAUGUGGUGGCAUCGGCAGAAGUGCGUCUUUAUCGGUAAUAAAGGAAAUGAAUGCACUUGAUAUAGAGCCUAGCCUUGCAACGUAUGAGCAUCUUCUCUAUAUAUUUUAUAGAGCUGUUGAGCUUCGCCCAUCAACCAUCAUUACUGAGGUACUAGAAGAAGUUGAAAAGAGGAGUUUCACUCCCCAGGACCCAGAUGACGCCAACUUUUUUGCCACUGCUAUGCAAGUGUGCUACGAUCUUAAGGAUAUCAAGCUCGCCUAUAGGUUAAAUAAGAUAAUGGAGAAGGGAGACAACUGGAAAUUCUUAGACAUGGAUCGACUAAAUGCCUAUUGGUCAAAAUUUUUUUCACUGCUGUGUAUGAUGGAACAAAUCGAUGUAGUCUUGAAAUGGUACAAAGAAAUGACCCCUUCGAUCUUCUAUCCAAGUUCUAGAAAUAUGUUUGACCUCCUUCAAGCACUGGAUGCAGCCAACCACUUGGAAAUGAUCCCUUCAGUGUGGGAAGAUAUCAAACAGUUGGGAUUUAAUAGGAAACAAGAUCUGCUGGAGGAGCUUUUGUCUUUGAUGAGCAGGGAGCAGCACCCUGAAGAGACUCAGCUGGCAUUUGCCAAAUGUGCUGAAGAUAUUAAAGCUGCCCUUGAGCAAUCUGGAAGGGACCAGGCCCUGUUAGAGUGGACAGGCAGUGCCCUGGGCCAUGUCGUCAUGUUGUUCUCCAGGGCGGGGAGAACCCAGGAUGCUUGGAACAUGAUGGAGCAUUUCCAGCAGAUCAAUAGGAUCCCCACUGACCAAGUGAUGGAUGAGUUCUUGAACUGUGCCAAACAAACCAACUGCCCAGAUGAGGCAAUUAAGCUGGUAAAGCUGGCCGCCUCCUUUGGUCUUCCUUCAGCUCUGAAGCUUAAAAGCAGAACAGAGGAGGAAUUUGAACUCUCUGAAAUGCAGAAGAAGGCACUGGAGAGUAUCCAGUCAGACAGCGACAGCAGUGAUAGCGACAGCGAUAGUGACCGUGAUUAGCUGUCCCUCCUGCCUUCCCGUUGGAAAAAUUGGGAGCAGCUACUGCUCUGACUCCAGGGUGCCGCUUUGUGAAGCGCAGUGGAUUGCUUUGGAGAGAUGCUGCCGCUCUGUUUCCUACCUGUGCACUUCAUGCCAUUACGAUGUGGGAACUAUUUGGCAAGAGUACGACAUCCUCAUCAGAGCAAGCUGGGAGCUGUAUUGGGUCAUGUCCUCACAAACUUCCAACACAAGGGUGGGACAUGCCAGCGCAGGGUCUUCUGAAUCACUGCCUGCAAGAACUAGCUGCUGCUGAGCAGCUGAGGCCUGUUGAACAGCUGGCAGAAGGCCUGGGGAGCUCCUGUGCAGAGUGCUGCUUUCCAGAGGCUGCAAGUGCUUGACAGCUUGGGCAUGAUCACAAUUCCUGUGGCUUAAACCUGCUCUGGAUUGAAUUCCUUCCCUGCUGUCAAGCUUUCAUGAACUGCUCAAGUAUAAACUUGCUUACUCUGUACAUAGAACUCUGCAAGUAACGUAGUAUUAAUCACCUGUGGUGUUCUUCCUUGGUUGACCCAGAACGCCACCACCUUCUGGGAGUUUUGGAACAGGCUUUGGCCUGUAGAGUUUAAUUUCAUUAGCCUCUGUACAGCUGGAAACUGUAUCUCCUAAGGUCUGACAUUAAAAUACAGUUAAUUUCUUAGCUAAAACUAUUGAUUAUAGAAAGUCUUGCUGCUGGUCUGUGAGAGGAUACAUAAAGUUCAUGCAGAGUGUGCCAAUAAAUACACUGAGGGGACUGAAGGAA
Molecule: messenger RNA, 2842 nt
Organism: Rhea pennata
Lineage: Eukaryota; Metazoa; Chordata; Aves; Rheiformes; Rheidae
Gene: PTCD3
Product: pentatricopeptide repeat domain 3
Exons: 24
Coding region: 16-2067 (683 amino acids)
Biological process (GO): mitochondrial translation
Cellular component (GO): mitochondrion
Molecular function (GO): rRNA binding; ribosomal small subunit binding; protein binding
Source: RefSeq, a predicted model, not a curated record